Paramecium sonneborni is the source of this 4152-nucleotide messenger RNA. NCBI's taxonomy places the organism in Eukaryota, Ciliophora, Oligohymenophorea, Peniculida, Parameciidae. The record is from the annotation of a GenBank genome assembly.
AUGGACUAAGAAGCAUUAAUGAAAAUGCUCCAAAACUUGAUGAAAGAUUAAGGAGAAAUUAAAAUUGGAAACUUUGUUAUACAGCAAUAAGAACCAAAAAGAAAUAAUACAACUAUGAUUCCACACAAUAAAGUUGACGUUCCACAAAUUAGCAAAAGCUAAUAAGAUAUCGAUUUCAUAGCGAAUAAACCGAAUGAUUUUGUGAACGAUCUGUUCUUCGAUGAACCAUUGCCAGAUUUGGAUUAAUUUAUUGAACAAGAGGUGGUAUCAAAUAUUACAAUUGAUUCAUAAACAAAGCCGAACAAUGUUUAAAAAUAGUUGUUCUCUAAAACCUAUUAGAUGAUAGAUAAAUUUAGUCCAAACCUCAAAGAAGAAUUUGAGAGUGCAUUAGAGUAUGAUUUUGAAUAAUUACUUAAACCGAAAACAUCAGAAUGUUCCUCUGAUACAAUGACAACAAUUACAGACACUACAUCUAGUGACCCUUUAAGAACCUUUUUAAUGUCAUUAAUUCCAAUGAAAUCUUCUCUAUCUCCUACAAAGCAGACCCAGAUUGAUUUUUUAUUUUUAUACUCAUAACCUCUAUUGCAAAUUACUAAUAAUUCAACAAAGAAAGUGCUGUAAAAAUUAGAAAUAAAUAAAGAGUUAAAUUCAAUAAAAGAAGUAUUCAUAGAUGUUAAAGCAGAAAUAAAAUUUAUGGCAAUUCCAGCAAGAAUGGAUAGAUUUGGAGAAGCCUUAGAUUUGAACCCAAAAGCAUUACAUUAUGCAGGUCAUGGUAUUUAUAUGGAAUCAAAUUAAUAAUCAUAUCUAUUAUUUGAGUAAUUACAUGGAGUAGCAUAAUUAGUUUCAGCAAAUCAAAUUUUAUUAUGCUUAUAAAAAUUAAAAUGUCCAAUUUUAUUUGUGUUUGUAGCAAGUUGUCAUUCAAAAUUAAUAGGAGAAGUGUUUCAUUAAGCUGGAGCUGAACAUGUAAUAUGUGUACAUACAAAAGAAUAAGUUAUGGAUGAAGCAUGUUGUGUUUUUGCUAGAUCAUUUUAUCAUGGACUAAUCAAAGGAUAAUAAACUGUUUGUUAGGCUUUUUUGGCUGCUAAAAAUUAAGUUAAAGUUGAAGGUAGAUUUCCAUAUGCUGAAGAAAAUAAAUUUCUUUUGCUUACUAAAUCUCAUCAUUAAUGUUCUACUUGGUUACUUAGAUAAGGAGAAUUUAAAGAUCUUACACCUCAUUAAAAUUAAAACAAUCUUCCAUCUGUAGUACCAAAUUUUACAGGUAGAUCUUAAUAAAUGUAAGAAGUUAUUGAUAAGAUCAUUUAAAAUUAAUUAAUUAAUAUCAAAGGAGUAUUAGGUAUUGGCAAAAGUGCUUUAAUUAAGGAAAUUAGUAUUUAUAUAGCUUAAAGAAAUAUAUUCAAAAAUGGAGUUGUAUACAUCUAAUUAAACUAAUGUGAUAGUUUUGAUAGUGUAGCUAGUAGAUUUGCUCAAAUAUUUAUGCCAAAUUUAGCAUUAUAAAGUAAUUAUGAAAUCAAAUAAUUAAUGGUUACUUAAAUUAUAUAAACUAUUAAAAAUCAAGAAUUUCUCCUUAUUCUUGAUAAUUGUGAUCUAAUUAUGCAUUCUAAUGAUCGUGAUGUUUUUGUUGAUUUUUUGGAAUUAAUAUUGGCAAAUUGUAAAUGUCAUCUAUGUAUUACCAAUAGAAGUGAAAUACUUCAAUAAGGAAGAGUUAUAAAAAUUGAAGGAUUACCUUCAGAAGAAAGUGCUUAAUUGUUUAUUAAUUCAUCCUCACGAGAAAUUACUAUUUAAGAAGUUGAAGAAUUAUUAGGUUGUAAUGAUCUUUUAAAUAAAUAUACUUGGAAUGAUAAAUUAUUAAUUUAGAAAUUUUCUAAUCAUGCUUUAUUUCAAAUCUUAGAUGGUCAUCCUUAAGGAAUAAUACUAUCUUCUGGACUGUUGGAGAAUUAUACUUUAAAAGAAUUAUAUCAACAAUUAUCUUAUAAAUAAUUGAUGGAUUUACCUAUAUCAAGUAGAGUAACAGAAGAGGAAAGAAGAUCAUUAAGAGUAUCAUUAAAUUUAAGUUGGGCUAAUUUAGAUGAAAGAUAUGAAAAAGCUGCUAUAUUUUUUGGUAUGUUAGGAUUACUUCCUUGUGGAAUUUAUAAUGAUGAAUUAAAUGAUGUUUGGGGACCAGGAUGGGAAAAACUGGCUGCUUAAUUAAUCAAAAGCUCUUUAUUAUUAUAAACAAAAAAAAAUACUAAAACCCAUUAUUGUUUAUAUAAUUUUACUGCUAAAUUUGCUGAGAGUAAAUUAGAUGCUAAAUGGAAAAGAGUUUAUCAUCAUAAUAUUGUCAAAUUAUUAUUAAAAAAGUCAUAAAUUUAUUAUACUCAAAUAGGUACUCAAGCUCAUGAUAUUAAUAAUUAACCAAAUGAAGAUUUUUUAGCCAUUGAAUAAAAUAUAAAGAGUGCUAUUUUUAGAGAAUUUGAAAUCAUCUCUAAUGGUUAAUUCGAAAUAGAACCAUAAAAAUAAGAAAAAAAAGAUGAUGAAAAUGAAGAUGAAUCCUUUAACUUACCACUUACCAAAGAAAAUUUAGAAAUGAUGCAAAAGAAAUACGAAAAUAAUAGUUAAAAAUCUCAUCUUAGUUCUAAAGUAGGUUUCACUGGCUCUGUUAUAUCUAGCUUUAAAUAUGAUCAAAUCUCAGAUGACUAUAUGACUAAUGGACCUAAAAGAAAAUCUUUUUCUAUUGCAAAAGUUGGUGUUACAAUUAGUGAAGAAGAAGAUGAAUUAUAAUCAAAUAAAGAUUAUUCAGAUAAUGGAAUGAGCAUAAAUUAUGUUGAGUCGAAGAUUUUUAAAAUUAAUUCUAACAAUGUUAAGCCUGAAAAUAUUGAUGAUUCUAGCAAUCCCUAAGAAUGUUAAAACCAAUAGUCAUAAAAUAUUUAAGCUAAUGUUCAAAGUGAUUAAGUUUAAGUAUAGAAAGUAAUAGAUCCAAAAUUUGUAAAAUCAUCACCAAAUCCUAAUCCAUUAACAUAAAGAGUUACAUUUCUUGAUUAAUAACUUAAACCUAUUACUUAAGAGAUGAAAAAGAAAAAUUAUGAAGAAGAUGAAAAACUACAUCAACCUUUGUCAAAAAGAUAAUUCAUUCCAAAAAUGGGUGAUAGGGCAAAAUCUGGUAAAGCCAAAGAGGAGUCAGCAUCUUCUACUUAAUUACCAAAUAAAAAAGACAAAAUAUAAAAGCUAAUUCUCUAUUAUUGUUAAAUAUUAUUACUUCAGAGAAGAUAUAAUGAAUGUCUAAAAUUUAUAAAUUGGGCUUAUUAAUAUUUUUAUGGAGAUAUUCUAUUUACUGCCAAUAUUAUUAAAACAAAAGCAUGUAUAUAUUAUAUGCUUAAGGAGCCCAAAAAAUCUUAAUAAGCUUUUAAAUAAGCAAAGGAAAUGUUCAUAAAAAAAGGAUGUACUUUAGGAGUUGCUUGUUGUGAAGCUGCUAGUGGUUAUAUUUCAUUAUAAGAGCGUAGUUUAUUAUAGGCUAAAGUUAACUUUGAAAAUGCUUUGUAGUUUUAUGAUUAAUUAAAUCAUGAUUUUGGAAAACAUUUCUUAAAUAGAUGGUUACUUUUAGUUAAAAAUAAAAUUUCAAGUCUUAAAAAUGAUAGAGCCAAACAUAUUUAAUAAGAAAAGAUGCUUAUUGAAAAUUUAAAGCAAGAAUUUAAGAAAGGGAUUAAAGUAGAUAAUCUUAUAUAAAAAAAACAUAAAGGAGGAGUUUUCAUAUUAAGAUGGUUAGGUGAUACAUUAUCAAUAUUUAUGGAAAUUGCUACAGUUGAAGAUUCAAAAUAAAAAGAUAUUAUGAGUAUUUUGAGAGUUGUUGAAUAAAAUCCAAUUACUAAUUAUAAAAAAAAAAAAGUUGAUGAUAUUGAAAUUAAACCUAAUACAGGUAUUAUUGCUAAACCAACUAGUUCAAGUAGUAGUACAGCUACUCUAAAAAGAUUCAAUAAAGUAUAGAAAGCUCCUGUCUACAAAUAAUUAAAUGAAAUAUAAGAAAAUGUGUAAUAAGAGGAGGAUCCAACAAUUACAUCAUUAUAACAAUAAUAAUAGAAAUAUUAAUAACAAUAUUAGUAAUAAUAAAAAACAGGUGUAAAGAAGAAUGUUUAAUUAUAAAUGAUGCCUUGUCAAAAAAAAACAAGCAAAAUUUAAUGA